AUGUCAAUUGUAUCUCUGGCGAACGCGAACACGCGGUCUGAUUUUAGUGUCAAUGACUUGCACGAACUCGCAGCCGGGCUCGGAAUUGAGAUUGUGAAGGAUCAAGAUGCCGAUGAUUACCUUCUACUCUUGAGAUCCUUGCAAGGGGUCCUGCAAAACAUCAAAGAUGGCCCUGACUAUCAUCACCCAGCACUCGAUCCCUAUCCUGUGGACGGGACUCGCAAAUAUUGGAAGCCGAUCCAGGAUGAUAAUCCUCUAAAUGCAUGGAGCCACCGAUGUGACCUCAAAGCCACAAAAUGCACCAGCGAUUUAUUAUUGGACCGAACAAUUGUCAUCAAGGACAACAUAUCCGUCGGUGGAUUGCCCACGACCUUGGGCACUUUACCCACAGUUUUAUCUGAGGAUGGCGUUAUCCCUGUUUCUGCCAUUGACGCAAGUGUCGUCUCUCGCAUUUUAGCUGCGGGCGCAACGAUCAAAGGCUCAUCGACUUGCGAAAGCUUCUGUGCAUCUCCUUUAUCGUUUACUUCGGCAACUGGUCCCGUGCACAACGCUCUUCUACAUGGGUACACGUCUGGUGGAAGCAGCAGUGGCUCUUGCGCUCUUGUUGCCGCAAGUGUACUGACUGGGCAGUCCGGUAAAGCCUUUGGCGAAACUGUACAGCUGGCGAUUGGCAGUGAUCAGGCCGGAUCGGUCAGGAUUCCAGCUUCCUUCAGCGGCGUUUAUGGACUGAAGCCGACAUUCGGGUUGAUCCCUUAUACCGGGGCUGCGUCUAUGACUCCCAUGAUUGACCAUCUGGGCCCUAUUGCGUCCAAUCUUGAAGACAUUGCAGCGUUGCUCAAGGUCAUGGCAGGUUAUGAUGGUCUAGAUCCUCGAAUGACACCCGAAUCACCCCUCAUGACUCAAGUGAAGGACUAUCCCCAGAUUCUGGCUGAUUUCCGCCACCGUGUAUCUAUCAAGGAUGAUCAAAGAAGGCGAAUGAAAGUUGGGUUGCUGAAGGAGUCCUUCAAUAUCCCAGGAUUAUCCCCCGAGGUUCGGGAGACGGUUCAGCAAGCGGCAAGAUCUGCAUUUGCGUCUGCUGGUGCAGAAGUGAUCGACGUGUCCAUACCGAUGCACCUUGAAGGCCCUUCAAUCUGGACUGCAUCCACGCGGCCCUCAAUGUCUGAUUGGUUGUGUCAAGGGAAGCCCUCUGGUCAUUUGUCAUAUUUACCACCGCAUCUUCAAGCGAGAUGGCCUCCAACCCAAGAAGUCUAUGAACUCUUGACGUCAACCAAUCCUGGAGUUGUCAAUAUCAUACUCAGCGCGCAGUUUGCUCAAAAGGAGUUCGGGCCGGCAGUGGAAGCAAAGGCGCAUCGCAAAAUAUUUGAGCUGAGAGCUGCGUACGACGAUGCGUUGGAACAUGUCGACGUCUUGGUCACCCCAUGUGCACCAACAGUGGCGAUGCCACACCCACGCUUGACUGAUGACCAAGGCAAAGCAUCUAGCAUCAUGGACAAACUCGGCGUUGCGGUUGGCGUGACCAACAAUACUUGUCCGUUCAAUGUGACAGGACAUCCGGCCAUGAACGUCCCUUGUGGAUUUUCUACCGUCCCAGACCAUCCCGACGUGCAGUUACCAAUUGGGAUGCAGAUAAUCGGAAAACGCUGGGACGACGAGUCCGUGAUCAUGGCGGCGGCUUUGUUCGAGGAAGGAAAAAAGAGGGUCGACUAGGACAGGGCCUGAAGUGAUGUCCAUGGAUCUGUAUUAAAUAUGGAUGUGGAAGAGACAACGUAUCAGCAUAUUUAUAUCUUAUUGAGCAUCAUCAAAAUUCUUC
Molecule: messenger RNA, 1810 nt
Organism: Ilyonectria robusta
Lineage: Eukaryota; Fungi; Ascomycota; Sordariomycetes; Hypocreales; Nectriaceae
Product: amidase signature domain-containing protein
Exons: 2
Coding region: 1-1707 (568 amino acids)
Molecular function (GO): catalytic activity
Source: RefSeq, a predicted model, not a curated record